Messenger RNA from Prosopis cineraria, 3290 nucleotides. RefSeq names its product ATP-dependent DNA helicase At3g02060, chloroplastic. The transcript is spliced from 13 exons. NCBI's taxonomy places the organism in Eukaryota, Viridiplantae, Streptophyta, Magnoliopsida, Fabales, Fabaceae. Bases 232 to 2700 code for a protein of 822 amino acids. The record is from RefSeq and is a predicted model, not a curated record. Gene Ontology annotation, molecular function: nucleic acid binding; ATP binding.
AACAAAAUGCCUCGCGCUCUCGCGUAUUUCAGGACAUUUCUUCUUCGGUAAACCCCUCCAAAACCUCUGUGCACUCGUUUUUCCUCUCUCUCUCUGACUACCACCUCAACUGGAGAGCAACCGCAGCUCUCCAAAGUACAAAUGGCCCUCUUAUCCAUCUUUGCCCUCUCUUUCUUCUAAAAAUCUUGUCGUCAACUCUUAUUACUCUGCCUUUCUUCUUUUCCUUCAACCAUGGCUUCUCCUCUUCCAAUGUCUGACAUUUCCACACCCCUCAUUCCCAAACUCAGCUCAUUCCCCAGAAUUUGGGGUCUUUUCAUUGUCACGCACCCUUUGCAGUUCAAAAACAACAAAGGACGAGUAGUUUUGGCCCCCAAUGCCGUCUACACUCAAAACCUUUCGGUUCCUUCUCAUUCCAAAUUGUCGAACAGGACAGAGAGAAUUGAGCUCGAGAAUGACCCCAUUUUGGUUCUCAACGAGAGGAUUCGCCGUGAUUUCGCCAAGCGAGAGGUUUCCAGGACGGUAGUGGAUUCGGAGGAGGCUGACAAGUACAUACAAUUGGUGAAGGAGCAGCAGCAGAGAGGAUUGCAGAAGUUGAAAGGGGACAGGGAGAAUAAGGAAGGUGGAUUUAGCUACCAGGUAGAUCCUUAUACGCUUCUUUCUGGGGACUACGUUGUGCACAAGAAGGUUGGUAUUGGGCGCUUUGUUGGGAUUAAGUUCUCGGUUCCAAAGAAUUCUACAGAGCCAAUUGAGUAUGUUUUUAUAGAGUAUGCAGAUGGUAUGGCAAAGCUUCCUGUUAGGAAGGCGGCUCGUAUGCUCUAUAGAUAUAGUCUUCCAAAUGAAAACAAAAGACCUCGGACAUUGAGCAAGUUGAAUGAUACUAGCGCCUGGGAGAGAAGAAAGAUUAAAGGAAAGGUUGCCAUACAGAAGAUGGUUGUUGACUUGAUGGAACUCUAUCUACAUAGGCUAAAACAAAUAAGGCCCCCAUAUCCAAAAUGUCCUACCAUGGCUAAAUUUGCAGCUCAAUUUGCUUUUGAACCCACGCCUGAUCAAAAACAGGCUUUCAUUGAUGUUGAAAGGGAUUUGACAGAACGUGAAACUCCAAUGGACCGGUUAAUUUGUGGAGACGUUGGUUUUGGCAAAACUGAAGUUGCAUUACGUGCUAUAUUCUGUGUAGUCUCAUCUGGGAAGCAAGCCAUGGUUUUGGCGCCGACAAUAGUUCUUGCCAAACAGCAUUUUGAUGUUAUUUCAGAGCGUUUUUCUUCUUAUCCUGAUAUUAACAUCGGACUUCUGAGCAGGUUUCAGACGAGAGCAGAAAAAGAGGAGCACCUCGAAAUGAUUAAAAAUGGUGGCCUGGACAUUAUUGUUGGGACUCACUCUCUUCUAGGAAAUCGUGUUGUGUAUAACAAUCUUGGCCUGCUUGUGGUUGAUGAGGAACAGAGGUUUGGUGUUAAACAAAAGGAGAAGAUUGCUUCUUUCAAAACUUCUGUAGAUGUUCUUACUCUUUCUGCAACUCCAAUACCACGAACUCUUUAUUUGGCAUUGACAGGUUUCCGUGAUGCUAGUUUAAUUUCAACUCCACCUCCAGAAAGAGUUCCUAUCAAAACUCACCUUUCUUCAUUCAGUAAGGACAAAGUGAUCUCAGCUAUUAAGUAUGAGAUGGACCGUGGUGGUCAAGUUUUUUAUGUUCUUCCCCGUAUUAAAGGACUUGAAGAAGUGAUGGAAUUUCUUGAAGAGUCAUUCCCAAAUGUGGAAAUAGCCAUUGCCCAUGGGAAGCAAUACUCAAAGCAACUGGAGGAUACCAUGGAAAAAUUUGCACAAGGUGACAUAAAGAUUCUUAUCUGCACCAAUAUAGUAGAAAGUGGGCUUGACAUUCAAAAUGCAAACACCAUCAUCAUUCAGGAUGUUCAACAAUUUGGCCUUGCACAGCUGUACCAGUUGCGUGGAAGAGUUGGGCGGGCAGACAAGGAAGCUUAUGCACAUUUAUUUUAUCCUGAUAAAUCCCUUCUCUCUGAUCAAGCACUGGAGAGACUCGCGGCUCUUGAAGAAUGUCGUGAACUUGGUCAAGGCUUCCAACUAGCUGAGCGAGACAUGGGUAUAAGAGGUUUUGGUACUAUAUUUGGUGAACAACAAACAGGAGAUGUUGGUAAUGUUGGCAUUGAUCUUUUCUUUGAGAUGCUGUUUGAGAGCUUGUCCAAGGUGGAUGAUCAUCGUGUAGUUUCAGUUCCUUAUCAGUCAGUUCAGGUUGAUAUAAACAUCAAUCCUCAUCUCCCUUCUGACUACAUAAAUUAUCUGGAGAACCCCAUGGAAAUAUUAGAUGCAGCUGAGAGAGCAGCUGGGAAAGACAUCUGGUGUCUGAUGCAAUUUACCGAAAACCUGCGCCGCCAAUAUGGCAAAGAGCCUUACUCCAUGGAGAUUUUAUUGAAGAAGCUUUAUGUGAAAAGAAUGGCGGCUGAUAUAGGAGUAACCAGAAUUUAUUCCACUGGAAAGACGGUCUUUAUGAAAACAAACAUAAGCAAAAAGGUUUUCAAGCUGAUGACACAGUCGAUGGCAUCAGAUUUGCAUAGAAAUUCCUUGAUUCUCGAGGGAGAUCGAAUUAAGGCUGAACUUCUCUUAGAGCUUCCAAAAGAACAACUCCUUAACUGGACCUUUCAAUGCCUGGCUGAACUAUAUGCUUCACUGCCCGCCCUCAUAAAAUACUAGAUUGUUUUGUGUAAAGUACUCCAAACAAUUCUCCCAUCAAAAUAUGUAAAUUUGGAAUUGAACUAUUCGAUUGAAAUCCAGGAAUCUGACUCUAGCCAAUGCAAACCAAGACAGCCUGCAUGCCGGACUAGGCAGAACAGGACAAGAGAGCAAAUUGAGACUUCCAGUUGAUCAUGCAGAUGACUGUGUGUACAUGGAGACCAGUCUUACAGACACCUCUCAGAUGACUGUGCUUUUGAUUUGCAAGCCUCACGCAGCAGCCUAGCUUCCAAUAUGAAUGAGAAGGCAACAGUGACCUGUUUCAGUGUUUACUCCUUCAAUGCCUCAAAAUGUCACUCCAAAACAUUCGAGAUUCAUUUUCUGUGUCGAGAAAGGUGAGGACAGUCUCUACCUCAUCUCUCUUAUGGCUGAUACGUCCAAGCUUUCGAUCAAGUCGCCUGCUUUGGAGAAUUCUGUGUAAUUUGUAAAGUAACGCGUGAUAUUUUUGGUCGGGAAGGAGAUCAAUUCACUUGUUUAUAGGAAAACAACGCUAAUAUAUUUGAAGAUAAAUUAUUCAUUUAGUUGCUAUAAUUUACAUUGAUUUUUAAAUA